Messenger RNA from Vigna umbellata (rice bean), 2031 nucleotides. It is a transcript of the gene IRX9-L, whose product is annotated as Nucleotide-diphospho-sugar transferases superfamily protein. Gene Ontology annotation, biological process: plant-type secondary cell wall biogenesis; glucuronoxylan biosynthetic process. Gene Ontology annotation, molecular function: xylosyltransferase activity; galactosylgalactosylxylosylprotein 3-beta-glucuronosyltransferase activity. The record is from RefSeq and is a predicted model, not a curated record. Lineage: Eukaryota; Viridiplantae; Streptophyta; Magnoliopsida; Fabales; Fabaceae. Gene Ontology annotation, cellular component: Golgi membrane.
GACCUUUGAGACGUAUUUCGUUUUAGCCCGGAGGUGCACCUGGUCUUUAAAUGGUACCCGAACCCGACCCGGAUGUUUCUUUGUCUCGUGUUCUCUGCAUAGAAGCGACUCAUAACUCUGUAUUUAGCAAUAGAUCUAUCGUCUCGUUCUUUCUGGUUUCACUAAAUUCUCUCUUCAAAUACUUUCUCUCUAAUUCAAUCCCUAAUCUCAUAGGGUUCUGGAUCUUUAUCCCAUUCUUUUCAAUCUCUGAUCCUUCCCUCUCACUCCCUCAUGUAGUGUUUUUUCAAUUUCAGUUACCGCCAUAAAUUCAUUUUUCUUUUUUUUUCUUCAAUUUUUUAAAUUAAUGGCCUCGUUUCGGCGGACACUGUCGCCGGCGUAUCCCGAUCGCCAGUACCUAAACGGUUCGUUUCCGGUUUCCUCUCCCACGCAUAAGCUCGCUUCCGGGAACGCCAAGUACUCGUCGCCGUUACCGGCUCUUGCGGCGGCGUUUCGGCGACUCGUCGGCGGUGUUUUCACGCGCCGGCACGGUCGGAAAGGGCAGUGGAGACGAGCGGCGUUCAGGUGCGUUCUGUGUUUCUUCGUAGGGUUCUUGCUAGGCAUGUUUCCCUUCGGCCACAUGGCGGAGGACAUUCGGUCGCACGAAAUCUCGUUCGAGAUGAAGCCGCCGCUGCCGCAUUCGAACAACGCGCAGCAGCUUCUACAGGAAGAUCGCGUUCUGCGGAAUCGCGUCGAUGAGGGUUUCGUGAUCGAUCCGGUGAGCCUAAGCGCGGAGAGGGAGAGGCAGGGUGAUGGGUUCGAUCUUGUGCCGAGGAAGCCGCUGAUUGUGGUGACGCCGACGUACGGCCGAGCUUUUCAGGCGUAUUUCCUGAACCGGUUGGGGCAGGUGUUGCGGCUGGUGCCGCCGCCGGUGGUGUGGAUUGUGGUGGAGAUGAAGGCGGCGUCGAUGGAGACGGCGGAGGUACUGAGGAAGACGGGAGUGAUGUAUAGGCAUUUGGUGUGCAAUAAGAAUUUGACGGAUGUGAAGGACAGGGGGGUUCAUCAGAGGAACACAGCGUUGGAACACAUUGAGCGUCAUAGGCUCGAUGGGAUUGUUUACUUUGCGGACGAUGAUAAUGUGUAUUCUCUUGAGUUGUUUGACUCCUUGAGAGACAUCAGCCGCUUUGGCACUUGGCCUGUUGCCAUGCUUGCACCAAGCAAGAACAAGGCCAUUUUGGAGGGUCCUGUAUGCAAUGCAAGCCAAGUGAUCGGAUGGCAUACAAAUGAGAAAAGUAAAAGACUUCGUAGAUUUCAUGUUGAUAUGUCUGGAUUUGCAUUCAACAGCACAAUCUUGUGGGAUCCAAAACGAUGGAGGCGCCCUUCUUUAAAUCCCAUUAGACAGUUAGACACAGUGAAGGAAGGUUUUCAAGAGACCACCUUUAUAGAACAAUUAGUGGAAGAUGAAAGUCAAAUGGAAGGCUCACCUCAUGGCUGUUCCAAAAUAAUGAAUUGGCAUCUUCAUUUAAGUGCUCAUAAUACAGUUUACCCAAAAGGUUGGGUGCUUCAGAAAAACCUAGAUGCUAUCAUACCUGUCAAGUAAUCCUCCACCAAUUCUAUUGUGAGUGUGUGAUAGUUAGCCCAUAUUUGGUAUUGGUUCAUCACAGAAUAUAUGGAUGCAUGAGUUAGCCACCAUUGGCACUAAUGCAUUGUGUCGCCGGGCCACACUGGAACAGGCUAUUGACUUUGUUCCCGAAGUCUCUUGCACAAAAAUGUUUGCAAGGGAAAAUUUUUGCUGUUGUAAAGUAUGUGUACCUUAUUUCUUUGGGAGAAAUAGAUUCUUUGAGAAGAAAAAAAAAAGAACUUUUACUCGAUUGUUGGAUUUCAAUAUUAUACACAGCUAUGUAUAGGUGGAUAUCAUCUGGGGCCAAUUAAUGGCGUCCCAUACAGUUUCUGAUUUAGGCCGUACAUCAAAAUCUGCAGAGGGUAAUGUCUCAAAUGUACACUCUUUUCCUCUUAUUCUUUCAAUUCAUGCAAUUCUUCUCACCACUUGCUUAA